AUGUCCGGAUCUUCAGGGUACGGAGCGGCGUCUCUUUCCCGGGAGUUCGUUUUUGACAUGAGGCAGCACCCGUCUUCCCCGCCCCGCCACGUGUCCGCGCGCUGGUCCGGGGCUUCGCAACCCGCGCACGCGCAGCCUCCGCCGAAGGAGCUUCUGCGCAGCGACGAUGAGGAUGAGGACGGGAUUGAGGACCCGGAGGACACGGAACAGCCCCCCCCCGCCCGGCGCGCGCACACUGCGUCGGACGCCAUGCGCGGAAAGAAGGGCGCGCGCGCCAUCAGCGGCGCCAGCGGAAGCGGGAAGGACGCGGGGUUUGCGCACAAGGGAAACGGUCCGCUGAGCCCCAGUGGCGGGUUGGGGGCAGUGUCGCGUUUCCAUACCACCAGCAACGCGGAGAGACGGCACAGGGCGGAAGGCGGAAGCACGGGGGGAAGGAGAACGUCUCUGGAGGGCGGAAGCAUGAAUAAUUUAGGCGGAAGCAUGAAUAAUUUUAGCGGCAGCAGCGGGUUCAGCAGCAGCACGGGGUCGUUAAGAGCGUCGGUCGACGCGCCGCAGAAGUCGUCCUCGAGGCGCCUGUCCGCGUCGGCGUCCUUCAAUCCGCGCUCCUCGCACGCCGCGACCACGUUCAACCACUCCGGACCGCACGCCGCCGCGCAUUCGGGUCCGCAGGCCGCGCUCUCCCCGCGCGCGGGCGGCCCAUCCGGCGGCGGAGGGUCGAAUCUCGGUUCCGGCCCUCAGUCCAGGUCCGGUAAAUCCCGAGCCACGGCGAGCAUGGCCGAAGCUGACGGCUUGGGGCUAGGUUUGGACAAGCUGGACGCGUUGCGGCGGGAGCAGCAGCAGCAGCUGCAGCUGGCCGCUGCGGCCGCGGCAGGCCACGGGGGAGCAGCGGCAGCGCGGCAGAUUCUAGGGUUAAAAGAGAGCGAGAGGCGGAGAGGACCAGGCUCGGGAUCGCUCGUGGCUCGGGAUGAUGUGGGUAGGAACCAUCACCACUACCACCACGCGCAGCAGCAGCAGCAGCAACAGCAGCAGGGUCACCACCGUCAUCAGCAGUUACACGCCAGCAGCAGUGGUGGUAGCGGCAGCGGCGGGGGAGGGGGCGCAGGGAGCGCAGGCGGGGGAAGCGGGCAGUUCCGGCGGGGGACGUCCGCGGAUAACCGCUCCCCGCGCCACGCGCGAUUCGCGUCGGAGGUCCCGCAAGGUGGGAUGCACGGUAGCGGAGUGCACAGUAGCGAGGACGCGGACGACGCGGCGGCAGCGGCGGCGGCGGCGGCAGGCGGAGGGACGGCUGGGCGCGCGGCGAACCGAGCUAAGCUGCGGUUCUCCAAGUCGCUUAAGAAGGUCGCGGGGGAGGCGGCGGGGGACGCGGAAGACACUCCAGUGGCGGACUCUCUCCUCCGCCGCCCGCCUGCUCUCGAACUCGGCAAGCUGUCCGCGGGGGCGGCAGCAAACGCGUCGUUUUCCGGGCCAGUGGUGGUGGGGUCGGGGGAUGGGGGGCGGGAGGGGGCGCAAGCAGCGGGGGAAGCAGCGGGGGGGGAAAGGGGAAGGGCAGCGGGCGGAGGUCCGGUUCUGGAUCAGAGCAAGUCGGGGCGGAGGGCGUUCCUGGGGUUGCUCAAGGGGCUGCGCUCGCCGCGGCUGUCAGGCACGUUCGACCUCGCCACUGGCGCGGGGCUUAAGAGCCCUACAGGCGGAGACGACUGGGCCGCGGGCGCCGCUGCAGUGGGGGUUUCGCCGAGAGGAGCGGGGGGAGGAGGAGGAGGGGGUGGGGGUGCGGGGGGCAGGAGCGGGAGCCCCGCGGAGGCAGCAACAGGCGAGCGGAAGAGCGCGUCCCGCCCGUCCCUCUCCCCCCUGCGCAGCCCGCGGCUGUUCUCCUUCAGCGGAUCCAAACGCUUCGAUAAGAGCCCGCGCGGUAUAGCACACAGCCUCACAGGCACAGGCUCAAUGCGCAGCCCCCGAGGGGGAGGGGACGGCGGGGGCAGCCCGGAGGAAUGGACAGUAGGCACUGGCGGGAAAGAGGGCAUCUUAAAACGGGGAUACGCGGACGUGCGGAAGGUGUACGAGGUGGGGGAUAAGAUCGGCGAGGGACGGCCGGGCGUGGUGGUGUAUGCAUGCACGGCAAGGAGGAGUGGGCGCGCGCUCGCGUGCAAGUCGAUAGACAAGAAGACGCUGGAUGAUGAUAAGAAGGCGGAGGCUCUGCGGCUGGAGGUGGAGCUGAUGAAGCAGCUGGGCGUGCAUGGCGGCAUCGUGUCGGUUCGAGAUGCCAUUGAGGAUGAUACGCACGUGCACCUCCUAAUGGAGCUGUGCAGCGGGGGUGACCUCCUCAACUUCGUGAACACGGCGCCAGCCAUCUCGGAGCAGCAGGCGGCCACCAUAGUAAGGCGCCUGGCGGACGCCGUGCGCUACUGCCACCGCCAGGGCGUGGUGCACCGCGACCUCAAGCCCGAGAACAUCCUCAUGGCCGCAAAAGGCGCCUGGUGGGACCUGAGGGUCGCUGACUUUGGCAUCUCCGCCAUGCUCAAGCCAGGUACAGUGUGGUACAGUGGGCCUGAGAACAUCCUCAUGGCCGCCAAGGACGCCUGGUGGGACCUGCGGGUUGCUGACUUUGGCAUCUCCGCCAUGCUCAAGCCAGGUGGGCGGGGAUGUGAUGGGUGUGUCCAGCUAUUCUCCAGUCCCCCUCCCCUCCUCCCCCCAUCAGGCGAGCGCAUUCGAGGCUAUGCGGGCAGCCCAUUCUACAUCGCCCCGGAGGUGCUGGGCGGAGCGUACGCAUUCGAGUGCGACGUGUGGUCGCUGGGCGUGGUGCUGUACGUGCUGCUCGCACAGAAGCUGCCCUUCUGGCACGACUCGGACGCGGGUGUCUACAAGCUGAUCCUCAAGGGCCACGUGGACACGCGCACCGGGCCCUGGACCAGCAUCUCCAGGGAUGCUAAGGGGCUCGUGCACCGCAUGCUGACUGGCAAGUCGUGUGAGGGGCGGCAGCGCCACCUUCAUCCUUCUGCCUUCCGUGCUUCCCUUCUAAUUGACAUCCCUUCCCUCCACUCAUCCCCCUCCCUCAUCCCAUUCGUCUCGCUCACUUCUUCCCUCGUCUCGUCUCUCCCUCUGCCCUUCUCCCUCGGUCUCUCCCUCUGCCGUUCUCCCUCCUCUCCCUUGGCACUUCUCUCUCCGCCUCUCCGUCCCUGCAGAGCACCCAUGGGUGGUUGCGAAUCAAUGCGAGGUGCCAGAAGCACCGCCGCCACCAUCAGAGGCAGAGACAAAGCAGGCCAAGAGGCGAAGAGCCAUCGCCCGGUCACGAGCCAACAUCAUCGCCUCCUUCCGCCUUCCCUUCUGCCUCACCCCACUCACCAAUGA
This is a messenger RNA of Closterium sp. NIES-65, 3342 nucleotides long. Lineage: Eukaryota; Viridiplantae; Streptophyta; Zygnematophyceae; Desmidiales; Closteriaceae. The record is from the annotation of a GenBank genome assembly.